Molecule: messenger RNA, 1416 nt
Organism: Linepithema humile (Argentine ant)
Lineage: Eukaryota; Metazoa; Arthropoda; Insecta; Hymenoptera; Formicidae
Gene: Smyd5
Product: SET and MYND domain containing, class 5
Biological process (GO): negative regulation of gene expression, epigenetic
Molecular function (GO): protein binding; histone H4K20 methyltransferase activity
Source: RefSeq, a predicted model, not a curated record
GUGAUUUGACUUCGGUAGUAUAUCUGUGUGACAGCAUUCAUGGCAAUCAUCGACAUGUGUUUAUGCAUUAGAAUUUAAAAAGAUUUCAAUAGUUUUGUUUAUUAGCUUUCUGGCUCGCUAUAUAAUUAACAAUUAUGGAGGGCAAAGACUUUCAUAUCAGAAUAGUGAACAACGAGAAGGGUAAAGGAUUACUGUCUAAUCGUGUAUUCAAGGAAGGGGAUAUAAUACUUGAAGAAAAACCCAUAGUUUGUUGUCAGUUUUCAUGGAACUCUGACUAUGGAUAUUUAGCAUGUGACAAUUGUCUGAGACCACUAGAGACCGCUGAGGAAAAUGCUCAGAGACUGACAAACAAUCCAAAUAUUAUACUGCCGCAUAGCGAGUGCUGUGAGACAAAUAAAAACUUAAUAACUGAAUGUCCUGCAUGUGGAAUCAAAUAUUGUUGUAUAGAAUGUCAGAAUGAAGCUUUUCAAAGGUAUCACAGUAUAUUAUGCCCACAAUCAAGAGUUAAAGAUGAGAGCCAUCCGCUCACUCAAUUAAAUGAAACAUGGAAACAAAUGCAUUAUCCACCUGAGACUGCAACAGUUAUGUUGCUGGCAAGAAUGGUUGCCAUGGUUAAUCAAACAGAUGUAAAACUAGAUCUUUUAUCAACAUUUUCGCAAUUUUGUCAUCGUACUACAAACCACACUCAUGAAAUUGUGCAUAAUUUGUUAGGAGAAAAAUUUGUGGGCCAGAUUGAUGUUCUUCGACAAAUGAUGCAAAAGGCUCUUAAUACUGAAUAUACUGCACAUUGGUUUACACCAGAUGGUUUUAGAAGUUUAUUAGCUUUAGUAGGAACAAAUGGUCAAGGAAUUGGCACUAGUGCAUUCAGUCGCUGGGUGAAGAAUGUUUCUGCUUUAGAUUUACCCAAGGAUCAAAGAAUUUACAUUGACAAAUUGAUAGAUAGGAUUUAUGACGAAAUGGAAGAAGUGGUAGGUUCGUUUUUAAACAAUGAAGGAUCUGGUCUCUACUUUCUACAAUCGUCAGUGAAUCAUAGUUGUACGCCAAAUGCAAUUGUUGAAUUUCCUUAUUCAAAUAAUACAUUAGUAUUGAAAGCAAUACGUGAUAUACAAAUUGAGGAGGAAAUCUGUACGAGCUAUCUUGAUGAAUGCGAGCUCGAAAGAAGUAGACAUUCUAGACAGAAGGCUUUGAGUUCUUUGUACUUGUUUGUCUGUCACUGCAACAAGUGCCAAGCACAAGCUAAUGAUCCUGAUAUAACAUCUGACGAAGAAAAUGAAAUAUCCAACUGAAAAUACAACCAUCUGACGAAGAAAAUAAAAUAUCCAACUGAAAAUACAGUAAAGAACAAUGAUAAUACACAUAAUACACAAGAUAAUGAUAAGUAUAUAUGUAUUGAGAAUAUAAUAUCUAAUAUCUCUA